Molecule: messenger RNA, 1611 nt
Organism: Trichoderma atroviride IMI 206040
Lineage: Eukaryota; Fungi; Ascomycota; Sordariomycetes; Hypocreales; Hypocreaceae
Source: RefSeq, a predicted model, not a curated record
AUGGACACGACCUCGUAUCUCGUUGCGAGGGACAUUACGGAGCUGCAUGAAGUGAUGAGACUGGUCCCGAGAGCAAAAGACUGCGUCAAGUGCGAUGACACGUCCAAGCUUCAAUGUCCUUCUUGCAAUUCCAAUGAGAGCUGUCAGUUUACAGUUCCGCUCGAUUGCACGCAAUGUCCCACGUCCUUCUGCGCGCCAAAUGAUACGCCCUCGGCCGACAGUGGAAAGGGUAGUGGUGGUAGCAACGGGCCAAGUGCAGGCCCUAUUGCCGGUGGUGUCAUCGGUGGACUUGCUGCCAUUGCCAUCAUCACGUACCUUGUCUGGAGAUUCCUAAUCAAGCCCAAGAGACAAAGCGCCCAGGCGGUCUAUGGCGCCGAAGAGGGCGUAGCUGAGGGCAGCGAAAAGAAUGGCAACCGAGUUACACGCCGCGGAUCGACACAUACUGUUCAUUCCAUUGCUUCGACUGUUCUCACUCGCGCUUCCAACAUUAUCCAAAUCGCCUACAUUCCCGGCGUCACCAACCGAGCCACUCCCACGUCACCCAAUGUGCUGGUCCCCCCCGUCCCGCCGAUUCCCAUGCACCACACCGAAGGAUACCGCGAUUCCGAGGCCGACCCUCACUUUUUCGUUCCCGGCAACUUGCGAGACUCGACAUACUCUGGUAUCUCUGCCUUUUCGGACCGAACUUCAUUUGCUCCUCCUCGCUCGAGCGUUGCGUCUACCAUCUUUGGCGGCGGCAAGCAGCAAGUUCUGACUCCGGCCCAGACCGGUAUGCGUGCCAAGCCGACAAUGGUGAGCGUCAAGUCUGGCUCCAGCGCCCCCAGCACGCCCCCUGUUCCCAGCAUCGACUUUGACAAGUUCAACUCUUCCAAGCACCUACGACCUACGAGUGCGGCAAGCAAUUUCAGCGUUGGAUCUACUUUCCUCAACAGCGCCAACACCGUUACCCAAGCUCGCGCACAGGUUGUCAAAGUGGGAGGCUCUGGCCUGAGAAUGGUGGAAAUUGCGUCCAAGCCUGAGGCUAACGGAUCUUCCACAACACUCGGCAACAAGUCACCAGAGACAUUGCUCACCGUUACUACUCCACCCACGAGCCGAGGAGAGUCAUCAGUUGAAGACCAGGGGCCAUUCUCUGACCCUCCAGAGGGUGAUAUGAGCCCCAAGAUCUCUGUUGAGGCUCCUUCUUCACCUGGCCGGGAAAGGGCGGCCACCAAAGAGGAGCAACAUUCAGGCUCUCAGAAGCGUGAUACGAGCCCCUUUGGUGAUGAGCAUGAAACUAAGGAUUAAUUCAAUCAACCCUGAAGGCCUUUUUCUAUAUGUUGAUUCCCAUGACUCAAUGAUGAGCGUGAUGGAGGGGUUUUUUCUUUGUCUCCCUUUUGUCUUUUUCUUAUACUCUUCGUGUUAUACUUUUUUGGAGACUUGUGCUUUCUUCAGCGACGAGAGAAUAUCUUCAGUUACGGGUUUAUGGCGUCUUUUUUUAUACCGGGACAAAAUGUCGCAGGGAUUGAUAUGACAGAUGGCGGCGUGGAUCUUGAAGCAACAAAUGGUGACAUCUUUUUGUGUGCUCGAUUUUACUUAUUACUUUUGAAUAGAAAACAUGAUUUGCUUGGC